GGGUGGGAAUCACUUUUAACAUUAAAUCUCUAUGUCAUCUCAGGUAGAAAAAUACACAUUUUCAAAAUUAAUGUGCUGAAAUACGUAACUCCACUUCUUUAACACUGAAAACCAAGAUUCUAAAUGGAAAGGAAGGAAAGCCUGUUCCCAACAACCAGUCACAGUAAAUACAUUCCAGAGGCUACAUAGACCUAUAUUUAACAAACAUACUGUAUCCAAUGGCAUGUGAAGUGGAGAGAUCAAAGCAUUUACAUAUGGGCUUGAAAUUUGCCUCUGCUAGUUGGACAAGCUUUUCAUUCAUAUUUGGAAGACAUUUUCCAGUUUGGGUAGCCGACUAAUAAAUUAGUUCUUAAGUGAAAGGCAUUUAAUAAGACUAUGAAACUACAGGUACUAGGUAAGUGUUUUCUGUAGCAUACUCUUGUAGCUGUGUACUAAAUAGGGCCUGAUAUGCUGGAGAGAGACCAUGAGAAGAAAACUAAUCACCGGAGACCUUAGGUGCCUGCUGUCUACUAGAGAACAGAUCCUGAGGGCUGGCAGAUUCUUAGUGUUUUAUUAGAAUGAAAGGGAUUGUAAAUCAUAGUAUGAACCAGGCUCCGUUCAUCUCAGAUGUCGGUAGGCAGAGGCUGGGGUAUCUCUGGUAGUUUGAAGCCAACAUGAUCUACAUAGUGAGGUGCAGACCAGUUAGGGCCUGCAUAGUUAAGACUCCAUCAGAAAUAAAAACCAAAGUAAAUCAUAGGGCAAGUUAAACAGAAUGAAAAACAAACAACCAAAAAAUACUUUUUACUUCUUUUCUUGUAACAACAGUGCUAACUGAAACUUUAAUGUGGAUAUUAAUAGACAUUUAAAAAUUUUAAUUUUCUUUGAACUUUCUGUAGUUAAAAUCCUCCAAAAGCUCUGGGUUACAUAUGGAGUUUGAACCUAAGCUCCUCCCUGCCAUCAGGGCAGCUGUCAACUUAACCUUAGCCUUACCCCAUGACUCUCACUCACUAUUGGAUUUCAGGAUCCAGGCAGAUAUGCAGGACACCUCUUCUGACUGGUGGUAGCUGUUCUUGUCUUCUAGUGCUGUUCUUUACUUGAGGGAACUUUUCCUAGUCUCUAAAAUAGAAGCAAGUCUCCUUUUGUUACUUGACUCUUUUGUUUGCUUUUACAUUAAAUAUUUUUUCUCCUUUGUAUUUAUGAUCAGAUAUACUUUUCACUUGUUAAUUAUUCCCUUUAGAUUUGUUGGUUCUCUCUUCCUAACUACAGGGUGGAGAUCUUAUUAGAUUUAUUCGUAAUUUUAUCCCUAGUACUUAGAACUGUGCCUGGAACCUAAUAGGCUCUUUGUAAAAAUUUUUAACAAUAAUUGCUGUAGUUGAUUUGAACACUUGACAUCUUCAGUCCAUAUCCUGUCUGCUCCCAUUUACUGAUUGCAUGACCCUGGACCAGUUAAUGACUUCUGGUGCUUCAUGUUAUUCAGCUGUAUAUGACGACUAGAGUAUUACCUACUUCAUAGCAUUACAUGAGUAAUACAUGUUAAAGAACACAGGUCUGAGUUUCCUGUGCUGUGUGUAGAGGCCAGAGGUUUAUGUCUGAUGCCUUCCAGUUGCUCGCUACCUUAGCUUUUGAGUCACAGUCUGUCACUGAAGCUGGAGCUUGCCAUUUGGGCUGGACGGGCUGACCCUGAGAUCUGUAUCUGCUGGAGUUAGAAAUGAGCAGCACUGCACCAGGUUUUUAGGUCCUCAUGUUUGCAGAACAGGUGCUUACUGAGUCUUCUCCUCAGUUCUUAUUAAAUAAAACAAAACAAAAAUAACAAAAAGCAUUAAACAGUUGUUUCAUGUACCAACAUCAUUUUUGUUUUGUUUUUUUAGAGACAGGGUUUCUCUUUGUGCUGUCCUAGACCAGCCUGUAGAUCAGAGCUGGCCUCAAACUUAAGAGAUCCACUUGCCUCUGACUCCAGAGUUUUGGGAUUAAAGUUGUGUGUCACUGUUGAUGUGAGAUAAAAUUGAAUUCAUUUUUAUAUUUGAUUUUUUUUAAUGAAAUUUUGUUGCUUACCAAAACUUGACUUUCUAAAUAUUUUCUCCAUCUAGAAUAAAAUAAAAAAUAAACUGAUUAGAAUAGCCUCACUUUAGUUUUAUUGUGUAUAUAAAAUUUAUCUUUCAAUCGAAAGAAGAUGCUAAGUAAUUUUCCCUACAGCCACCCAGCAGAGUGGCUUUCCUAUGUUUUGCUUUGAGGUUGUACUGGAAAUAUGAUCAUGGUGAGAGAGCUUGCUGGGGCUUCUUGUUUUCAGACAGGAAAAUUGUUGGCGAUCUUAUGGAAGUCUGUUUUUUUGUAGAGUUUAGAAAGAAGAGGUGUUUGAUCAUCUCUGGUGGGAUAUUUUCUGCCAUCUUGCACAAGGAAUUUUCCCUACAUGCUAUAUUUUGUUUCUCAAUUUGGCACUUAAAGCAACCUAGUGAUAUUCUACAACCCUACCUUUUGGUCUCUUUUUUUAAUGUGUUAUUUUUUUUCCUUUCGAGUUUAUGAAAACGAGACCAUGACUUUGUAAUAAUAGAGUUAAUGCAUCCUAAGUUAUUCUUACUAAUGUAAGACUCUGCACACGGCAAUUAUAUUUGCUUAACACUAGAUAUUUUUACUUCGCAUAUGUCCUUGGCAAAAUGGAUUUUUGUAAUUUCUUUUAUAUCUCAUUCUCAACUUUAAGUCAGGAUUCUAAGCCUUGUGCCUGAAAUUUAGAAAUACUGCUUGUCUUUUUAACAUUUGUUCCAAAUUGUAGUAAUAAUUGGUAAGUUAUUAUGUAUGGACUAUCUUCCAGGGCUCUUUGCUAAGUGGCUUCUCAUUUAAUAUUCAGAAGCACUGUAUAAAAUUGGCACACUUAGGAAGAAACAGGUUUGUAGAGAUGAUAGGUUGGGUCACAUGGUACAAAAGGAACUGGGAGUUUCACUGUCCUUGAUUCAUGACCAAGGGUCCUAACGCCCUUGCCCUUGCAAGUUUUUCAUUGUUGUCAUAUGUUUGCAAGAGUAUGUUCCUUACAAUUAGGGUGCCUGACCCCUGGAAGUUGUAGUUAGAGGUGUUUGCAGGAUCUGAGAUUUGGACUCUGGGCCUCAUGAUUGCACAGCAAGCUCUUUUAACCAUGGAGCUAUCUCUCCAGUCCCAGAAUUGUAGUUUAUGAAGAAUUUAAUAUCCAUUUAAACAUGGACAUUGAGGGAGAGGAAAUACAAGAUGUGAGAGAGGAGAGUUAGCAGUGUGUAAGUGAGCUUUGUAAACCUAAGACAGAAGGAAGUCUGGACUUAUCAAAAGAGACCAUCAACAUUUAAGUGUCUUAACAGUUGUAUGGAUGAUUUUGUGACUUUUAAAGUUACAUUGUUCUGAGGAAUGUAUCCUUAGAAAAUUGAUACCAGGAAGGAGUUAGAUUUUGUCAUAAUACAAGCUACAUUGUAUGCUUUCCUUCUUGGUCAAGAAGAGAUGAUUUGAAAAACCUAUGUAUUUUUAAUUGCAUUCAUUUAUUUUGUUUGCAUAUGGCUAUAUGUGUCAGUAUGUAUAUAUAGAGGCCAGAGGACAAUUUGUGAAGGUGAUCCUCCUACCACAUAGGUUGUGGUGACCAAACUUGGAUUCUCAUGCUUGAUAAUAAAUGCUUCAACCCCCUUUUAAAAUGUACAUUUAUUGAUUUGUGUAUGUGUGGAGGUCAGAGGACAUCUGGUAGGAGUGAGACUUUUCUUUCUACUGUUUAUUUCCCAGCUAUUGGACUCAUUGCAUCAGGCUUGACUUUAAGGACCUUUGCCCACUAAGCUAUCUUACUGGCUCAUGAAAAACCUUUUAUAGGCUGGUUUGGUCCUGUGGCUCUGUGUAUGUGAGCUUGCAUGUGUGUAGGCCAGAGGGUGUUGGUGUUCAGGUGCCAUCCACUGUUUUUUUGUUGUUGUUUUUGUUGUUAUUUAUUUAUUUAUUUAUUUUAUAAAACAGGGUUUCUCACUGGCUUUGGGAUUUGGACAGGUAGGCUAUGCUGGCUGGCUAAGGAGAGUAUUAAGUCUCCGUUUCACCAGCGCAGCUGUGUACCACCAAACCAGGUUUUGCUGCUGCUGCUGUUUUACUUAGGUUCUAGUGUUUGGAUUGAAGUUGACCGUCUGUUUAUCUAUCUGUCCCCAUGGCUUUCCAUGUGAGUAGGGGUGGACAAAAAAAAGUCUGAUAUUAGUAUUGUGUAUGAUUGUACUUGAGUCUAGCAUGAAUAUGAACCAGGAUUUUGCUCUCUGGCUUAGUCUUUCUUGAUCCCACUGAAAGUUUAAGAGGAACUUCUUGAAGGUUUAUUCAUACAACAAUGGUUAUAUACUAUCUAAACUCUCAUUCUUACAUCUGAGAACACUAAGACUGUACCAUUUUCACCUUUUAGGCACAGUCUGAAUUAUGUAGCUGAGAUUUUGAUUUAGGUUCGUUGAGUGCAGGAUCUUCUUUCCAUUGUGCUGGACAUUGAUCUAUGAAGUAUGUUAGUAGGCUACUUCUCUUCCACCGAGCUAUAGCCUGGUAAAUUGUCAACUGCUUGUGCAGCCUUGGGGAAAGGCCCCAUGGAACUUCCCAGUAAAGUAAAGUAAACCCUGAGUUUCCAGAAGGAAAUGCAGAGGGAACAGCUGUCUCCUGCCUCACACAUAAUCUGAGAGGAUUGCUUCUGGUGAGGCUUGUAACCUUUCUAUUGAUGCAAUACAAUCUGAAACCCAGGCUGAUGUUUGUUUCAGUCAAAUGUUUUUUUUUUUUUUAUUUUUUUUUUAAUGUAGAUUCUGUUGUAAGUUGGGUUUAUAGAUAUUUUCUGGUUUUUUGUUUGUUUUGUUUUCCUCUUUAUUUUGCCUGCUUGUAUGUCUGUAUGUGGGUGUCAGAUCUUGAGGUUCCUGACAGUUGUCACCUGCCAUGCGGGUACUAAUAAUUGAACCUGGGUCUCUGGAAGAGCAGUCAGUGUGCUUUUAACCACUGAGCCAUCUCUUCAGUCCCACUUUUCUGGUUUUUAAAAUACUCAGUUGUCUGAAAAUUUUGGUAUUUGUCAUUUCUUUGAAUUGAAUUAUUUGAUCUAGAUAAUUUACUGAAAAAGAAGUGAGAUUUUUGUGGUUGAGAUGGAAGUAUUACUAAUGAAUUUGUUAGACUUUUUUAAGUGUUCUGAAGAUUGCUGUUUGGAGUUUUAGUGCUUAAGAGGCAGUACUGACACUCUUCAGAUUGGUAAUAGUGGAGGCUAACCUUCUUCUGCAAGUCCAUUACUCCUAAUAGACAAUGUUCUAAUUGUCAUAUCAUAUUAAAUGCUCUUGAAAUUAACUUUCUCAGAAUCUGUUAGGUAUAGUAGUAGCUGUUAUGGUAGAUACCUGUAGUCCAGGAAUUGGAAGGUAGAGGCAGGAGAAUCGUGGUUGUGACCAUCAUCCUCAGCUACCUAGUGAAUUUAAGGCCAGACCUGGCUAUGUGAGAGCCAGUCUUAAAACAGAACACGUUCCAACCAACCAAAGCAUAGUGUACUAAAUGAGCUCAAUUAAAUCGAAUUAUCCUUUGAGUAUCUUGAAGAAUGUAGCAUCUCAUCUUUAAAGGCAGCAGUUUUCUUUCUAUAUAUGAGAAGUCUCAGCAUGAAGGCAAGGGAAUAAUCCAGAAGUUUUGGCAACUUAAGUUUUCUCCUUUUUAUGUUCAUUUGUAGUUACAUUGAAUUUAAUGAUUAGUAAGAAAAGAGACUUUCAAAAAUGGAACAUAUAGAAAAGUCACACACAUGCACACACAUACUGCAUAGGGUGUGUACAGUGUGUGUGUGUGUACUUGUGAGGUCAGUGUUGGUGUUCUCGAUUGCUCCCUCCCUUAUUUUCUGUGAUAGGCACUCUCACUAAUCCUGUAGCUCAUCCAUUCAGCUAGUCCAGGCUGUCAUUGCCCAUUGAGCUGCAGAGAUUCACUUCAGACUCCAGGGAUUAAAGGUGCAUGCCACCAUGGUGGGCUUUUUUUAUGUAGGUGCUGAAGACUCUAACUCAGGGUGUCAUGCUUGAAGGACAGUCGCUUUGCUACGGAGCCACUUCCCCAACACCAAGUUAGGUCAUAUUUUUAAACUUUAUAGUUCCCCCAAGGCAAUUAUUUCUAGUUGCAUCUCACUGACGCUCAUUUGCCUUGUAAGUUUUACAUUGUACAGUGGAAUGCACAAGGUGAAGAUUUGAGCGUCUUAGAUUGAUACUCAAGGCCUUCUGUUGCCUUCCUCAGCUAUGUUAGUUCAUCUACUACAGCUGACCAUGGGACCUACUUCUCAGUUAAUUCCAGAAUGUUGCCUUAAGCGUCUCUGUACUUUUUGUAGUUUCAUGAUUUUUUUUCUCUUUCUAACUGCUGUUUCUCCCUUACCCUGCUCCUUUCUACCUUUAACAGCACACAUAUUCAUUACUGCUCUCAGCUUAUAUCUCCCUUUAAGUGUUGCUUUGGUAGUUUUCUUCUCCAACCUGAGUUUGAUUGCUUUCUCUGUGCACUGAUUGCAUUCUGUCAGUGCUUCUAAUGUAGGAUCUAGUACUUAGUUUUAUGUAAGUCUUUCAUCUCUUGAUUACCUUGCAUUAUGGUUUGCUCUUUACUUACCUUGAAAACUGCAAAUGGCAGUGUGUUUGAAGGGCACUGUUAAUCUGAUCUGGAUUGGGAAAGGAGGAACGUGGGCGAGCAGACAGGGAAGACAAUCACCUGUAGUAUGCAUCCUAUGGAAUUCACGCAGGCGAGCUCCAUGUGGCAGCAUUUGCUCCUUCCCUUAUAUGCUCUUUUCCUCUCAGCUCCUGGGCUAGUCUCUGUCUUCACUUCCCCUCUGUGUACACUUUAAAUAUCAGCAAAACCAGCCAGGACUAGUUUAUGAAUUACUUGGGAAACUUACAGAAAUACAAAUUUCUAGCCCUGCCCAAAACCUGUAGUCUCUGAAUCAGAAUCAUUUAAAUUGGGAUGCAGUGGUCUGUGUUUAGUUUUAUAGGCCUGUUAUGUUUUUCUGAUGCUCAGGAAUGAGAACCACAGCUCCAGAGAAAAACUCCCUUCUUUGAUACUUCUGUUCCUUACCUGUUUUGUCUCUACUAUUAGACUUGGGUGUAUGACCCAUGAAAUCCUGUGGCUUCAAACUUUACUGUGAUUGACUGCAGUCUUGACGUUUCCUACAGAAGCUCCACCAUGAGGCGAGGUGGAUGGCGGAAGAGAACGGAGAAUGAUGGCUGGGAAAAAUGGGGCGGGUACAUGGCUGCCAAGGUCCAGAAGCUGGAGGAGCAGUUCCGCACAGAUGCUGCUAACCAGAAGGAUGGGACGGCGUCUGCAAUAUUUAGUGGAGUUGCCAUCUAUGUUAAUGGAUAUACAGAUCCUUCUGCGGAGGAAUUGAGAAAUCUAAUGAUGUUGCAUGGAGGUCAAUACCAUGUGUAUUAUUCUAGAUCCAAAACAACACACAUUAUUGCUACAAAUCUUCCUAAUGCCAAAAUUAAAGAAUUAAAGGGGGAAAAAGUAAUACGACCAGAAUGGAUUGUGGAAAGCAUCAAAGCUGGGAGACUCUUGUCCUCUGCUCCCUAUCAGCUCUACACCAAGCCGUCGGCUGCACAGAAGAGUCUCAACUUCAAUCCUGUGUGCAAACCUGAGGAUCCUGGGCCAGGUCCAAGCAAUAGAGCCAAACAGCUCAACAACAGGGUAAAUCACAUAAUUAAGAAGAUUGAGACAGAAAGUGAAGUGAAAGCAAAUGGACUGAGCAGCUGGAAUGAAGACGGUGUAAAUGAUGAUUUUAGUUUUGAGGAUCUGGAACAUACAUUUCCAGGAAGGAAACAGAAUGGAGUAAUGCAUCCCAGAGAUACCGCUGUCAUUUUUAAUGGACACACCCAUAGUUCAAAUGGUGCCUUAAAGACACAGGAUUGCUUGGUGCCUGUGGGCAACAGUGUUGCUAGCAGGCUAUCUUUAGACUCCACCCAGGAGGAGAAGAGGGCAGAGAAGAGCAACGCGGACUUCAGAGACUGCACAGUGCAGCACUUGCAACACAGCACCAGAAGUGCAGAUGCUUUGCGGAGUCCACACAGAACUAAUUCUCUCUCACCAUCUUUGCACAGUAACACUAAAAUCAAUGGUGCUCACCACUCCACUGUUCAGGGGCCUUCAAGCACAAAAAGCACUUCUGUUCUGACUCUUAGUAAAGUAGCGCCUUCAGUGCCAUCCAAACCCUCGGACUGCAACUUCAUUUCAGAUUUCUAUUCUCGUUCAAGACUGCAUCACAUCUCAACAUGGAAGUGUGAAUUGACUGAGUUUGUCAAUACCCUACAGAGACAAAGUAGUGGUAUCUUUCCGGGAAGGGAAAAGUUAAAAAAAGUGAAAACAGGCAGGUCUUCUCUUGUUGUAACUGACACAGGCACUAUGUCAGUGUUGAGCUCACCCAGACAUCAGAGCUGUGUGAUGCACGUUGAUAUGGACUGCUUCUUUGUAUCAGUGGGUAUACGAAAUAGACCAGAUCUCAAAGGAAAACCAGUGGCUGUUACAAGUAACAGAGGCACGGGAACGGCGCCUUUGCGUCCUGGUGCUAACCCGCAGCUGGAAUGGCAGUAUUACCAGAAUAGAGCCCUGAGAGGAAAAGCAGCAGAUAUACCAGAUUCAUCAGUAUGGGAGAAUCAAGAUUCUACACAAACAAAUGGAAUUGAUUCUGUUCUGUCAAAAGCUGAGAUUGCUUCUUGUAGUUAUGAAGCCAGACAAGUUGGCAUUAAGAACGGAAUGUUUUUUGGAUAUGCUAAACAGCUGUGUCCUAAUCUGCAAGCUGUUCCGUAUGAUUUUCAUGCAUGCAGGGAAGUUGCCCAGGCAAUGUAUGAAACACUGGCCAGCUACACACACAGCAUCGAGGCUGUCAGCUGCGAUGAAGCACUGAUUGACGUCACGGACAUCCUUGCAGAGACGAAACUUUCUCCUGAGGAGUUUGCAGCUGCCCUCCGUAUUGAAAUCAAAGACAAGACCAAAUGUGCUGCCUCUGUUGGAAUUGGUUCUAAUAUUCUUCUUGCUAGAAUGGCAACUAAGAAAGCAAAGCCAGAUGGUCAGUACCACCUGCAGCCCGACGAGGUAGACGAUUUCAUCCGAGGGCAGCUCGUCACUAACCUGCCGGGAGUUGGACGUUCAAUGGAAUCUAAGCUUGCAUCUUUGGGGAUUAAGACUUGUGGAGAUUUGCAGUGUUUGACCAUGGCAAAACUCCAGAAAGAAUUUGGCCCCAAGACAGGGCAGAUGCUGUAUAGGUUCUGCCGAGGUUUGGAUGAUAGACCUGUUAGAACAGAGAAGGAACGAAAAUCUGUUUCAGCCGAGAUCAACUAUGGAAUAAGGUUCACCCAGCCCAAAGAAGCAGAAGCUUUCCUUCUGAGUCUUUCAGAAGAAAUUCAAAGACGACUUGAAGCUGCUGGCAUGAAGGGCAAACGCCUGACUCUGAAAAUCAUGGUGCGGAAGCCAGGGGCCCCUAUAGAAACUGCAAAAUUUGGAGGCCAUGGAAUUUGUGAUAACAUCGCCAGGACUGUAACUCUGGACCAGGCAACAGAUAGUGCAAAAAUAAUUGGGAAAGCCACUCUAAACAUGUUUCAUACAAUGAAACUAAAUAUAUCGGAUAUGAGAGGGGUUGGUAUUCAAGUGAAUCAGUUGGUUCCUGCUAAUUCAAAUCUUUCCACAUGUUCAAGUCGUCCAUCAGCUCAGUCAAGCCUCUUCUCUGGUCGGCCACAUUCUGUCCGUGAUCUCUUCCAACUUCAGAAAGCCAAGAAACCCACAGAAGAGGAACACAAGGAAGUAUUUCUGGCUGCUGUGGAUCUGGAAGUGUCCUCCACCUCUAGAGCUUGUGGUUUAUUGUCUCCGCUCUCUGCACAUCUGGCAGCUAGUGUUAGUCCUGACACUAACAGUGGAGAGUGUUCCAGAAAAUGGAAUGGCCUGCACUCUCCUGUCAGUGGACAGUCACGGCUGAACCUCAGUAUAGAGGUCCCAUCACCAUCCCAGAUUGACCAGUCUGUUUUAGAAGCGCUCCCACUUGAUCUCCGGGAACAAAUAGAACAAGUUUGUGCCGCUCAGCAGGGAGAGCCACGUGGAAAGAAGAAAGAACCAGUAAAUGGCUGCAGUUCAGGGGUGUUGCCACAUCCUGUUGGAACAGUUUUAUUACAGAUCCCAGAGCCUCAAGAACCUUGUAAUAGUGACAGCAAGAUUAGUGUAAUUGCCCUUCCAGCAUUCUCACAAGUGGACCCUGAUGUCUUUGCUGCCCUUCCUGCUGAGCUUCAAAAGGAGCUGAAAGCAGCAUAUGAUCAAAGACAAAGGCAGGGAGAGGACACUACUCAUCAGCAGCCAACCAGUACAUCUGUGCCAAAGAAUCCUUUACUUCAGCUAAAGCCACCAGCAAUGAAAGACAAGAGGAACAAGAGGAAGAACCUCAUUGGUUCUCCCAGAAAGAGUCCUUUGAAAAAUAAGCUGCUUAGCAGUCCUGCAAAAACUCUGCCAGGGGCAUAUGGAAGCCCCCAGAAGUUAAUGGAUGGUUUUCUACAACAUGAAGGAAUGGCUUCAGAGAGACCCCUGGAAGAAGUCUCGGCUUCUACCCCUGGUGCACAGGACCUAUCUAGUUUACUGCCAGGCCAGAGCAGCUGUUUUAGACCAGCAGCACCCAACCUAGCUGGAGCUGUGGAAUUCAGUGAUGUGAAGACCUUGCUCAAAGAGUGGAUCACUACUAUCUCAGAUCCGAUGGAAGAAGACAUCCUGCAGGUUGUGAGAUACUGCACUGACCUCAUAGAGGAGAAAGACUUGGAAAAAUUGGAUCUGGUUAUAAAAUACAUGAAAAGGUUGAUGCAGCAGUCGGUGGAGUCUGUAUGGAACAUGGCGUUUGACUUUAUUCUUGACAAUGUUCAGGUGGUUUUACAGCAGACUUAUGGAAGCACACUGAAAGUGACCUGACUGCUGUGCAGAGGGCCUGGGGCUCUCUGCGCUGUGCCAGCAGUGCUUGUGAGGUAUUUGCAAAGUGCAUGAUAGUGAUGCUCUGAGUUUUCAUAAUUCUACAUUUCUUUUUAAGCAAGUGUUUUGUACAUUUCUUUUCAAAAAAGUGCCAAAUUUGUCAGUAUUGCAUGUAAAUAAUUGUGUUAAUUCUUUUACUUGUAGCAUAGAUUCUAUUUACAAAACGUUUGUUUAUAAAGUUUUAUGGAUUUUUACAGUGAAGUGUUUACAGUUGUUUAAUAAAGAACUGUAUGUAUAUUUUGUA
Molecule: messenger RNA, 11149 nt
Organism: Mus musculus (house mouse)
Lineage: Eukaryota; Metazoa; Chordata; Mammalia; Rodentia; Muridae
Gene: Rev1
Product: REV1, DNA directed polymerase
Exons: 23
Coding region: 7099-10848 (1249 amino acids)
Biological process (GO): DNA biosynthetic process; somatic hypermutation of immunoglobulin genes; error-prone translesion synthesis
Cellular component (GO): nucleolus; site of DNA damage; nucleus
Molecular function (GO): DNA-directed DNA polymerase activity; nucleotidyltransferase activity; deoxycytidyl transferase activity
Source: RefSeq, a predicted model, not a curated record